AUGUCGCCUCACAAUCUAGAUAGCCCAAGCAUCAAAAUCGCCAUCGAUCGUGGUGGUACAUUCACUGAUUGUCUUGGCAUUAUUGAUGGUCGUGAUGAGGAAAUUGUUGUCAAAUUGCUGUCGCAGGACCCAGCCAACUAUGCCGAUGCUCCAAUUGAGGGUAUCCGACGCAUUCUGGAGCAAGCAACUGGCAAGACAUUCCCUCGCGAUCAAAAGCUCACUACUACCGACUUUUCUCAGGUUAGUAUUCGCAUGGGCACAACAGUUGCUACCAAUGCCUUGCUUGAGCGUAAAGGAGAACGCCAUGCGCUCUUGAUCACAAAGGGUUUCAAGGAUGCUUUGCGCAUUGGAACUCAGUCUCGGCCAAAGCUGUUCGCACUAAAUAUUCAACGUCCCGAUGUCUUGUAUGAAGAUGUUGUGGAGGUUGAAGAACGCGUCACAAUUGAAGAUUAUCAACAAAAUCCCACCCCUGAUAAAGAAGCUCUGCAAUCUUCUUUGGAAUCCGAUACUGCUUUGAGAAAGGGUAUAAGUGGGGAAGUGGUGCGCAUUCUCCAACCACUUGACGAAGCAAAUACUCGUCAAAAUCUUGAGCAAUUAUACGGAAAAGGCUAUCGCUCGAUUGCAGUCUGCCUAGUCCACUCAUAUACAUUCCAAGAACAUGAACUUGCGAUUGAAAAGAUUGCAAAGGACAUUGGAUUUACCCAAAUUUCUCUUUCCAGUCAACUGUUGCCUAUGAUCAAAAUGACUUCUCGUGGAGCUUCUGCUACUGCGGAUGCAUACUUGACGCCGGUCAUUCAGCGGUACAUCCAAGGUUUUCGCUCCGGAUUCAAAGAUGGUCUGAGCUCUGCAGAUACACGUUGUGAGUUCAUGCAGAGUGAUGGAGGUCUUGCUAAUUUCGAAAAAUUCACUGGUCUUCGUGCUAUCUUGUCAGGUCCUGCUGGCGGUGUUGUGGGCUAUGCAGGAACCUCUUUUGAUGAGACCGAAAGAACCCCCGUCAUUGGAUUUGACAUGGGCGGAACCAGUACUGAUGUCUCUCGAUAUGACGGUAAAUUGGAACACACUUUCGAGAACACUAUCUCUGGUGUUACAGUAAUGGCACCGCAACUAGACAUCAACACUGUGGCUGCCGGUGGUGGAAGUAUUCUCUUCUGGCGACAUGGGCUGUUUGCCGUCGGCCCCGAGUCCGCAAGUGCCCAUCCGGGACCUGCUUGCUACCGCAAAGGGGGUCCAUUGACGGUGACUGAUGCCAACCUUUUCCUUGGUCGCCUUCUACCGGCAUACUUCCCCAAGAUCUUUGGACCACACGAGAAUGAGGCAUUAGAUGUCGAGGUCACGCGGAGGAAAUUCACGGAGCUCGCAGAUCAAAUCAACACCGAGACUGGUCAGAACAAAUCUGCGGAAGAGAUUGCUUUGGGGUUCAUCCAGGUGGCCAACGAAUCCAUGGCAAAACCUAUUCGGGCCCUCACAGAAGCUCGUGGGUAUGAUACUUCAGCACAUAAUCUAGCCUGCUUUGGUGGUGCUGGAGGACAACAUGCCUGUGCUAUUGCCUCUUCAUUAUCUAUUGGGACCGUCAUUAUUCAUCAUUACUCUUCUAUUUUAUCCGCAUAUGGAAUGGCUCUGGCAGACGUUGUCCAUGAGGCCCAGGAACCCGCAUCGGGCGUACUAGAUCAAAGAGCGAUGAGAAGUGUCUCCGAGCGCAUCGCGGCAUUGAAGUCGAAAGUGGCAACUGCACUGGUCACUGACGGUAUUGACGAGACUCAAAUUCAGCAUGAAGUAUAUCUCAAUCUGCGGUAUCAAGGAACCGACAACUUGUUGAUGGUGCUAGAGCCUGAACACGGAGACUUCAUUGCCGAGUUUGUCAAAGAGCACGAUCGCGAGUUCUCUUUUACCUUCCCUGGUCGCAACAUUCUUAUCGAGGAUAUCCGCGUCCGUGGUGUUGGAAAGGCAACUUCCAUUGCUCCUGAGCCCCCUCAACAAGAGCUCAGAUCAGUGACUACCAAGUCCGUAGUCUCGGAAAAGCAGGAUGAUUCGUCUUCUGUGUACUUUACCGGAACUGGUCAUGUUACUACGCCGGUCUUUUUCUUGGAUAAUUUGCAACCAGGAUACGUUUUGCAGGGACCCGCGAUGAUCAUCGACAAAACCCAAACCAUCGUUGUUGAGCCAAAUGCGACUGCGACAAUCCUGUCGCGACACGUUAUCCUUGAUGUUCAACCCUCCAAGAAGCAGACUGUCGAUGCAACGGUCGUGGAUCCUAUCAAAUUGUCUAUCUUCGGUCAUCGCUUCAUGUCUGUUGCCGAUCAGAUGAGUCGGAUGUUCCAAAAGACUUCUGUGUCCACAAACAUCAAAGAGCGUCUGGACUUUUCUUGUGCGGUAUUUUCUCCUGAUGGAAAGCUUGUUGCAAACGCACCGAACGUGCCAGUGCAUCUAGGAAGCAUGGAGUAUGCCGUCCGAUAUCAGCAUGAGCAACACAGAGGCAAUUUGAAGCCUGGUGAUCACAUUCUCACCAAUCACCCUCUUGCUGGCGGUACACAUCUGCCCGACAUCACCAUUAUCACUCCAGUCUGGGAUCGCGAUGGUCAAAAUAUUGUAUUUUAUGUUGCCUCGCGAGGUCAUCAUGCUGAGAUUGGUGGCAUCGCCCCGGGCUCCAUGCCGUCAGAUAGUAAGAUGCUCUAUGAGGAAGGCGCUAUGACUAUGGGCUUCAAGGUUGUUUCGCAGGGGCGCUUCGAAGAGGAAGUUGUUCGCAAGUUCCUAUACGAUGAACCAGCUUCAUAUCCAGGCUGCAGUGGCACACGCACAUAUAAUGACAACGUCUCGGAUCUGAAGGCCGCGAUAGCGGCAAACCAUAAGGGUUCCCAGCUACUAGAGGCCUUGGUGGCCGAGAAUACCUUGGAAGUGGUGCAUUUCUACAUGGAUGCAAUCAAGCGCAACGCAGAGGUCGCCGUCCGCGAACUGCUGAAGUCCAUUGGGCGCAAGAAUCCAGGCAAGCCUCUACGAUUUUCUGAUUUCAUGGAUGAUGGCACAGAAAUCAGGUUGGAAAUUCGCAUCGAUGCCGACACUGGAUCUGCCGACUUUGAUUUCACCGGUACAGGCCGUGAGACUUUCAACUGCCUCAACGCACCAAAAGCCAUUGCUCACUCGGCCAUCAUCUACAGCCUGCGAGCAUUAAUUGAUGUCGAUAUUCCUCUCAAUCAAGGAUGUCUCGCUCCUGUCAACGUUAUAAUUCCCUCUGGUACACUUCUCAAUCCGUCUGGCCAUGCCGCCGUCUGUGCAGGUAACCCAAUCACAUCGCAGCGCAUCACGGACGUUGUGCUGGGUGCUUUUAAUGCUUGCGCUGCCUCUCAGGGAUGCUGCAAUAUUAUCUCAUUUGGCAUGGGUGGUGUUGACCCCAAGACUGGUGUCGAGGUUCCUGGGUUUGGUGUUGGCGAGACGAUAUGUGGUGGUUCUGGUGCCGGUCCAUCUUGGAAUGGCACGUCCGGCGUCCAUGUCCAUAUGACAAACACGCGCAUCACGGAUGCAGAGGUCUAUGAGCUGCGCUAUCCUGUCAUACUGCGCCAGUUUGCGAUCCGUAGCGGAUCUGGUGGUGAGGGCCGCUUCCUUGGUGGAGACGGUGUGAUCCGUGAGCUCGAGUUCCGCAUGCCACUCUCGGUGUCUAUGCUCAGUGAGCGCCGGGUUUAUCGUCCCUAUGGACUGGCAGGAGGAAGUUCGGGUCAGGCAGGAUUGAAUUUAUAUUUGAAGAAAGAGUUGGACGGAACGGAUAGAUUGAUCAAUAUCGGUGGUAAGAUGGAGCUCGAGGUUCAACCAGGGGAGAGGAUUCUGAUCCAUACUCCUGGAGGUGGUGGAUGGGGCAAUAUAUCCGAUGAAGAGGUGGUAUCAAGCACAAGUAGGGGGCAUUCAUCUCACAAUUUCCAGCCCCGAGGAAGCGUCCACGCGUUCAGCGUUGCUGCCGAGGCAGCAAUGUGA
Messenger RNA from Penicillium soppii, 3960 nucleotides. RefSeq lists its product as uncharacterized. Lineage: Eukaryota; Fungi; Ascomycota; Eurotiomycetes; Eurotiales; Aspergillaceae. The record is from RefSeq and is a predicted model, not a curated record. Gene Ontology annotation, biological process: glutathione metabolic process. Gene Ontology annotation, molecular function: 5-oxoprolinase (ATP-hydrolyzing) activity. The coding region runs from base 1 to 3960 and encodes 1319 amino acids. The transcript is spliced from 7 exons. Gene Ontology annotation, cellular component: cytosol.